Bursaphelenchus okinawaensis is the source of this 639-nucleotide messenger RNA. Lineage: Eukaryota; Metazoa; Nematoda; Chromadorea; Rhabditida; Aphelenchoididae. The record is from the annotation of a GenBank genome assembly.
AUGGCACAGAAUGAAGAGAAAACGAGUGAUAUGGCCAAGAGAAUGUUCAAUUCAAUGAAAAAACGAAAAAUGGUCGAAAAAGCAGAAGAUACCCCAAGUACAAGUGAAGAAACAAACUCAAAUGAUAUGUCAGAGGAAUCAGAAGCGAAUUCAGAAAAAUUGAGGAAAAAGGCCAGAGAGGCAUUAUUGAGGGAAUCAGCCAGAGGCAAGGAACGAGCUGAACGAAUGGGAUCUCAGGGAUGGUAAGGGUAAUUUGAAGUACAUAUCAGAAACAGCAAUAACUUUUUCUACAAAUUAAAAAAUGGAUAGGAUUUUUUACAGUAUUAAAAUGGCAAAAACUUUGUUUACAAAGUUAACAGAAGCAAAAACUUAUUUAAAAUUGUUAAAAUAUAUUAUUUUAGCCUAAGAAUAUCAAAAAUAUAUUAUUUUUAGUUUUAACUUACUCUGAUGUACUUUUGCUUUGACAUAUUUGUGAACUCUUAUUAUAACAUGGCACAAACUUAAAAAUAAUGUUAUUUUAGGGUCAAACCAAAGUCAUUGAAUACCAAUAAAGUCUUCUUAUCCCGUGUGUUACAAUCUACACUCUCUUCAGGUAAAAUUCACAAACAUAAGAAGAAAAGGGAAUUGAAAGAUAAAUAA